Messenger RNA from Microthlaspi erraticum, 1419 nucleotides. NCBI's taxonomy places the organism in Eukaryota, Viridiplantae, Streptophyta, Magnoliopsida, Brassicales, Brassicaceae. The record is from the annotation of a GenBank genome assembly.
AUGAGAACAAUGAAGUUUGUGGAGAAGUUCUUUAAAAAGGGAUCUAAGAUUAGAUAUAAAGACGUGAAAGCGAAGCUACUUAAAAUGGAAGCUGGCAGAGAUAAGUUGAACAUGGUGGUCCUGUUCUUUUUGUCAAGCAUUAUUAAAGGCUUGGUCAAGACUGGUAGAUAUGCUCCUUCUGUGGACCCAUUCCUACUGAGAGCCGUCAGUGAUCUUGAGUUAUGCCGGACAUUUCCUUGGGGGAGAUUGUCAUUUGAUCAUAUGCUUCAACAGAUCACUCACACAAUGAGUCAUUUUGGAGGGUUUGUUAAGGAGGGUGAGAAGAGUCCAAUAUUAUGGCCGAUAGGUGGUUUCUGCAUUCCUUUGGAGCUCUUACCUGUUGAGCCAAUUGCAGCAUUGGGGUUGAAGUUCCGAAAACCUGUUGCCGGUGCACAUGAAAAUUGUCCUAGGAUGUGCAGAUCAAAGUUCAAAUCAUGCGAGAUGAAAGGGUUUUCGUUAGAACAAAUAAAUGCCGAACUUCGUACAACUAAAUAUAUUGAGAGUAUACUGAUUCCAUCCCGCACCGAGAAAGCUCUCCUGCGCGAAAUCACUGAGAAGAAAGAAGAUGAUAAGCAUUGCGUCGUUGUCCAAAGUUGGAUGGAUCGUCUUGGUGAAGGAUUUACCGUAUUCUUUGAGAAUAUGUUCAAAGAAGAUAUAGAUGCCAGGGUCAGAGAAGUACCUGCGAAUGUGGCGGUCGAAGAUGUUGACCCCAUUGAACCACCGGUGAACGGCCCAUCUGCAUCAUUGGUAGAUCUCAUUGACCGCAUGAAGAAAGAAAUGGAUGAGCGUAUGACGAAAAUGGAGGAAAAGGUUGAUGGGUUGGUUGACAAGGUUGAUGGGUUGGUGGAAAGGAUUGCCCCGUUGGAAGCUUAUGUGAAUGAGCAAUCGGCAUAUAUGAGGACGUAUGAGGAGAACAUCGUUCAUGGGAAUUCACAGGACAAGGAAGGCGAUGAUGGCAUAGACAAAUCACAGGACAAGGAAGGUGAUGGUGGCAGAGAGAAAGAAGGCGAGCCCGGAAAGGUUUUAGGCACCGAUGUUGAAGGUAAUGUGGAGAAAGAAGGAGGAAAAAGUGGUGACAGUGUUGCAGUAGGGGAAGAACCCGUGAAGGAGAAGGAGACUGUGGAAGAGAUGUCAAUCGCUUCUCCUUCUCCUGAACGACCAAAGUUUCAUCUCACUAAGCAAAAAUCCAAGCGAGAGAAGGCUGAGAAGCUCUUAGAGGAGGCUAAGCAGCCGAGGAUGUCUAUAAGAGUAGCUGAGAAGGCUGAGAUGGAAAAGAAGAAGGCAGAAGAAAAGGCUGAGAUGGAAAGGAAGAAGGCAGAAGAAAAGGCUGAGAAGGAAAGGAAGAAGGCAGAAGAGAGGGUUGAGGAGGAAAAGAACUAA